This is a messenger RNA of Ceratosolen solmsi marchali, 954 nucleotides long. RefSeq lists its product as uncharacterized. Bases 52 to 810 code for a protein of 252 amino acids. NCBI's taxonomy places the organism in Eukaryota, Metazoa, Arthropoda, Insecta, Hymenoptera, Agaonidae. The record is from RefSeq and is a predicted model, not a curated record. The transcript is spliced from 7 exons.
UUUUACACAGUCCAAUUGAAUUUGUCAAUUGUAUAAGUGGUGUAAGAUAUUAUGGAGGAACCGAAGAGAAAAAGUUUUUUAGACAAUUUGAAAGAACAGCUUAGUUUAAUCAAUCGCUCCACACUUACGACUCGCUUUUUAUACAUUGGUGAAUAUAAAGGAUCUAAAAAUAAUUUGCGGAAAAAAAUGAACUUGAAUGUAACAGAAUUAAAUGAAGAAUACGGCGAAAUUGUUCUUACAGGAUUUCUCCUUGUGUAUCCUAAAUAUUUUCUGCAUUUGAUAGAGGCAUCGGAAGAAAUAAUUUAUAGGCAUUUGCAAGCGAUAUUUGCAGCCGAUUUUCAAGAAAUUCUAGGACACGUUAUAUCUCUGCCAACAUCUUACAACAUAUACAAAUUAUACUUCUCCGAUUGGCAUUACGCAUUUGCAGCAAAUCCACCCGUAUUAUUAUCUAAAAUUGAACAAAUCGAAUUGCAUGAAAUACACAAACAAAUUAAAAAUUGCUUAUUUAAAAUGUAUUCUUUGAGUGAAUAUCUAAUGGACGUUGGAAAUAAAUCCCGUAAUAGCUUUGUCGAAAUAAUAAAAAAUUUGGAGACAAAUGCAUCGGAUUAUUUACCGGAAGUCACAAUAAUCGAAUAUUUAUUAUCUAUAGAAACGUCGGUGCUCAAAGACUUACGGGAUUAUUUGAAGGCAUUUAAUGACUUUCCAACCAUCAAUUUUUAUAAUGACUGCAUUUGGCCCCCACCCAGUAGUUUUGCACCCCGUGUUAUUAAUUACUUUGAUGAGACGCAAAAACAAGUAGAUCAGUUAUAAUGGCUGACUUUAAAUAUUGGUCGGUUGAAGAUUAGUUAAGUAUGAUUUUCAAUAAUACUUUUUUUUUUUUUUAUAUUAAAUUUCGUUUCAGUUCGUAGGCUCAACUAAUUCAUUUUCUUUUAUUUUUUACUUUAUUUUCCACUU